Messenger RNA from Panicum virgatum (switchgrass), 1653 nucleotides. Its product is annotated as nicotianamine synthase 9-like. NCBI's taxonomy places the organism in Eukaryota, Viridiplantae, Streptophyta, Magnoliopsida, Poales, Poaceae. Gene Ontology annotation, biological process: nicotianamine biosynthetic process. The record is from RefSeq and is a predicted model, not a curated record. Bases 183 to 1280 code for a protein of 365 amino acids. Gene Ontology annotation, molecular function: nicotianamine synthase activity. The transcript has a single exon.
CAGCUGACUAGCUGAGCUGCCCGCCCGCCCGCCUCCGAAGCAAAUUAGCUGAGGCGUUGCGUUGCAUUGCAUUGCCCCAAGCUAGCAAAUACUACUUGACACUGCAAUUAGCUAGUUAGCAGCUAGCUAGCUGACGACGGACGGACGGACGGACGCAACGACCGUGCCCGCCACGCGCCAUCAUGGUCGUCGUCGACACGGGGAAGAAGGCCGAUCAUCUUCAGGACGAGCAGCAGGUGGUGGUCCGACAAGCUGCUGCUGCUGAUGUUGUUGUGAAUGAUGAUGACCACCACCAGCAGCAAGAGCAACUAAUACUGGUGCGCAAGAUCUCCGGUCUGGCCGCGGCCAUCGGCAAGCUGCCGUCCCUGCGCCCCUCCCCCGAGGUGAACGCGCUCUUCACUGAGCUGGUGGCGGCCUGCGUCCCGCCCAGCGCCGUCGACGUCGACAAGCUGGGGCCGGAGCUGCAGGCGAUGCGCGCCCGCCUGAUCCGCCUCUGCGCUGACGCCGAGGGCCUGCUGGAGGCGCACUACUCCGACCUGCUGGCCGGCUUCGACAGCCCGCUCGACCACCUCGCGCUCUUCCCCUACCUCUCCAACUACCUCCUGCUGAGCGAGCUGGAGCACGGCCUGCUGGCGCGCCACGUGCCCGGCCCGCCGCCGGCGCGCGUCGCCUUCCUGGGGUCCGGCCCGCUGCCGCUGAGCUCCCUCGUGCUGGCGGCGCGCCACCUGCCGGCCGCGUCCUUGGACAACUACGACAUGUGCGGCGAGGCCAACGAGCGGGCGCGGCGCCUGGUGCGCGCCGACGCCGACCUGGGCGCGCGCAUGGCGUUCCGCACAGCCGACGCGGCCCUGCUGACGCGCGAGCAGCUGGCGUCCUACGACGUGGUGUUCCUGGCGGCGCUGGUGGGGGUGACCGCCGAGGACAAGGCGCGCGUGCUCCACCACCUGGGGCGCCACAUGGCCCCCGGCGCCGCGCUCGUGGUGCGGAGCGCGCACGGCGCCCGGGCCUUCCUGUACCCGGUGGUGGACCCGGAGGAGAUCCGGCGGGGCGGCUUCGAUGUGCUGGCUGUGCACCACCCGGAGGGGGAGGUCAUCAACUCGGUCAUCAUCGCGCGCAAGCCCGUCGCCGGCGGGGUGGUGGAGCACGGGCACGGGGCGGCGGCGCUGAUGAGCGGGCGGCCGUGCCUGUGCUGCGAGAUGGAGGCCCGCCGGGCGGCGCAUCACAAUCACAAGAUGGAGGAGGCCGUGGCCAUGCCCAUGCCCAUGCCCAUGGGGGAUUGAGCAGCUGCCGCCAUGCAUCCUCCUAGAUUAAUCGAUCCACCGAUCCAUACCUACCUACGCAGUCUGCAGCGCCGCCAUCCUAUAUUCCUAUCCUAAUCCUAUCCUAUCCGCCAAUAAUCCAAGAUUAUUAUUUGUUGAUGGAUGAUGAAUUACUACGUGUUCGUGUGAGUGCUGGAGAGCGGGCCGUUAUCAAUUAAUUACUAGCACAUGUAUGUAUGUAUUGUAAUAAUCGGAGAAAAUUAUAUCUUUGUUUUGAGGUACGCCAGGGAGGCGUUCGAUCGAUCUGUCCGCCAGAUGCUGCUGCUUUUUAUAUGAUGUGUGUUUGGAGCCUGGGCUUCUCCGGCCAAUGCAAUUAAUUAAUUAAUUAAGCAUC